UUGAAAUCAGUGACAUAGCCUGUUCUCAACGGAGCUAACGUUAAUACGUUUGCGUAACACGUAGCCACCUCGCUGAGGUGCUGAGCAAUAGCUUCAAAAAGCAAAUUUGAAAUUGUAUCUCGAGAUAUGUCAUGGGUAGCGUUGUAGCGCAGAAGAACAACCUGUCUUUCUAGAGCAAACAGAUUUUGUUCGUGUUUGCGGAAUAACUCUCAGGAUUUAAUCCACGGGUCUUUGUGGUGACACAUCAGGGAUUGAAACAGCAUCGAUAAUGAGGCUGGCAGGUCCUCUGCGUGCUGCUGUGGUCCUGCUGCUGCUGGGACUCACCUGGUUGUUAGCCAGCACUAUCCUGAAAGGAGACGGCACCUCUUUACUGGCCCGCUUCUUCUUCCGAGGAGGAAGCGAGGAGCCAACAGCAGAGCCCAAACCUCACAAGUACAAAUGUGGCCUCUCGGCGCCCUGUCCGCAGAAGCACCUGGCCUUCCGCCUCGUCUCCGGAGCCGCCAACGUCAUCGGCCCCAAGAUCUGUCUGGAGGACAAAAUCCUCGUGAGCAGUGUGAAGAACAACGUUGGCAGAGGGCUGAACAUCGCGUUAGUAAACGGCGUAUCAGGAGAGUUGCUGGAAAUUAAAUCGUUUGACAUGUGGGCUGGAGAUGUUGCAGACCUGUUGAAGUUCCUCCGGCCGCUCCACGAGGGAACGCUGGUCUUUGUGGCCUCUUUCGAUGAUCCUGCCACGAAGUUGAAUGACGAAGCGCGUGCUCUCUUCGGGGAGCUGGGCAGCACUGCAGUGAAGGAGCUGGGGUUCAGGGACAGCUGGGUGUUUGUGGGAGCCAAAGGCAUUGAGAACAAAAGCCCAUUCGAGCAGGGCCCUUUUCUUACAGCUGUUCUCUAGAAGAGGCAAAUGGUGCUGAAACCCCUGUUCAGGAGUCUCUGGCAUAACCAGGCCAUCUAUUAUUUCUUUAUUCUCACUUGCACUGCACUUAGAUGUGGUUAUGAGUUUCCAUUUCCCCCCUGAUCAUUAGCUGACCUUAAUAAUACAUUAUACCAUUCUAAAUGGUAGCAUAAUUUUCCUUGAAGCACGGAGUAAGAAGCGGUCUUGAGUAAUGCUUAGUUUGCAUCAAUGUGGACAACUGCACAAGCGAAACGAUUAAAGAGGAUUGAACUCCCUCUCUCUAUGCUUUCCUCUCUCUCUCUCUUUCUCUCUCUCUCUCAAUUCCUCAGAGGAUGAAGAACAGUAAGAGCACCAAUAAGUACGAGGGCUGGCCCGAGUCUCUGGAGAUGGACGGCUGCAUUCCCCUCCGAGCAGCUCAGGACAGCUAGCCUCCUCCGGGGACGGGCAGACGCACGGAUAGACCGAUUAGGAACUGCCUUGACGACCAACAGUUUUGGCAAGGUCCAUCUUUGAAGAUCACUUCUCCCUGGGGGGGACCUGCUUUUGCCGAAAUGCACAAGCAACGGUGGGGAACCUUUUUAAAAACGAGGAGAAAAAAAAAAGACUUUUUGGUUAAACACUUCCAUUCAAGUUAUAUAUAUAUAUAUAUAAAUGGGUUGGGGGGGGGUUCAUAGGGUCUGGCUGUACUGUACAGAAUAUAGGUUACUGUGUGCAUAUACUGGUGUGAGGGAGAGCAUCACUCACAUUCUGGGCUGGGAUGAACAUUUGAGGAAAUACUGCCGCAGCGGUGGGGAGUGGGGGGGGGGGUAAUUGCGGUAAUGGCGGUAAUGGCGGUAAUGGCAAUCGCAGGGAUCGGUAACGCUCGUUAGCUGAAGACCCUAAUGAAGCCGUAAUGAAGGACGCACAGGUGGAGAGGCUUUGGCAUGUACAUCAAAGGUGUUUCGCCCUCAAAUGUACUGAUGCCCCUGUGCCCGGCUCCCCCUGAUCUGAACUGUGCUGAAUGGCGCAGGGGAGGGUUUCCCCUGCACACAGGCUGUUCUGCUCAGGGCAGCGGGAGUGCAGUGUGGUAGCGGGUCAGUUUAACUCAUGGCCUGUGAACAGGUGGCUGGUCGGAAUACCUCAUGGAUCAGUGCUGUUAGCUAAGCUACUUAACCCCAAUUGCUUCAGUCAAAAAAUCUGCUUGGUAAAUGGAUAGAUGAUAUUUAAAGUGUAAGUUUAGCAAACUAAGCUCCACAAAAAGGGCGCCUAGCACACGCAUAAAUGGCAAUAAGAGAUCUGAAGGACUGGAUUGAAGCAAGCAAACUUGAAUAAUUUCCAAUGAAGAGAUUUUGAAGGAAGAUCGAGUCAAAGUGCAUUAAAAGGGGCCCGACUGCUCCUAUCCCAACUUGCCUUAUCCGUUGUUAUCCAUUUUAAUUGUUACACAACACAUCGGUUUGCAGAUAUGGAGGGCUCUAUUUUUGCAAUUUUUUACACAGUUUAGCAGUUUUUGUUUUAAGGUUUCUUUGCAAAAACCACCACCAUCAAACGACAAACCCCACACAGACUGACAGUCACUGACAUGCAUAAUAAUAAAAAUCAUAAUAGACGCACACUCGUUCUGGUACAUUCCAUAUCAUCGCUGCGUAUUUAUCCCAAUGAAACCCAGGGUUUUAUUUCUGUUUCUGUUAAAAAGUUUGCCGUUUUGUCUUGUUGAAUGUUUUUUUAAAUUUGUUAUUGGUGUGGUAAAUGUGCGAUUGCGCUUUUUAAAAAAUCUUUUACAUUGUCUGCGCAUCUUUGAAGUUUGUCUAGAUUUCAGCAUGGCAAUAAUGAAGGAAAUGAGAAGGGUAUAGGAUGUUAUUUUUGAAGCGUUUCUACAGAACAGCAGGUGUAUUCUCUGAGACCACGGGGACUGGGGGACUCAUGAAUAGAACCCCCCCAGUCUGAAUUCACCCGGUUGAAAUUCUUGAGGGGGGAUUUACACAUUGUUUUAAGGAGCAGCACCGUGAAAUAGCAAACCACACGUGUGCUGCUCCUCGUGGCCAUUGACAGGCAUAACAGAAUCUCACCCGUACGCGGCAAGGGGCAGCUGGACCAGUGUAGAGGUGGUGGUGAUGUUCCUGAGGGGGCGGGGCUGCGGGCUCUGGGAGGGGUCUGUUGAUCCUGUGCAUACAAUGGAAGGAUGGGAGCCCUUCCUGCCUUUGGGAGGAGCCCAAGAGCACAGCGGAAAGCCACAUGUUGAGCUGGACUUUUCCUCCUCCCGCAUAAGAUUGCGUUUUGAAGUUUGCAUGUGCAGCUGAAGGCAGUUGCCUCUGUGCUCUGGCAAGUGUGUACCUGAGUGCACCUUCAUAGUGCUGAGAGGAAGUGACAUCACAGGCUCUUCCUCACUAUCUCUUGCGGUCAUCCAAGACCACAGCUGCCUCAGGUCAGUUUUACAGGGGAUAGCGGUGUUGUGAGGUCAGAACCAACUGUGGUCUCACCACCACCCCCUCCCUUACAGCAGUCUUCAUCUGCCUGUGGGGGGCGACACUGCGUCUCUAUGCACCUCUGAUACCUUGUCAUGUGUGACCAGCGUGUUAGCCUGUUUGAUACAGUGUUGUUGUUGUUUGACAAUCAGAAAUAGAUCCUACUGCUAAAGCUGUUGUAUGGUCCAGUUGAAAGGUUGCGUUGUCACAAGGAUUCACUCUAAUAAUAACUCUGAAAGAUGUCAGACAGCCAGUCUUCCUUUGCAGUUGUGCUCAUGUUCCUGGUUCCUUUGUCUCAUGCAAAGUCAUGCACUUAUUUUGCUGAAAUCAUCAUGAUGGUAGACUGGUGUUGGUGUUGUUUUAUGGUUAAUGUGCUCCAAAUAGUUAUUCCUCAAAUGAAGGAACUAGGACAUCAGCUGAUUGGUGGAAUUCCAGAGAAACGUUUACCUGCCCUUUUUACUGUGAAAUUAUUUAAAAUUGUAUGAUAACCAAUAAGAACUAUAUUAACACAUGCUUUGUAUUUGUUUUUUGAAUGAACCGUACCAAGAACAUUUGUCUGCUGCUACAAAUAAAGCAACUAAAUUGGUUGUUAGACCCUCAGACAGACUUGUAAAUAUGUUCACAAUUAACUUAUAAACUUGCUUUUUUAAAGAAAGGUACAGUUACAAAUUUCAACACAGGAGAAAGGAUUAGGUACAUCGCAAAUGCCCAUUUCAGUUUCAGGUGGCCUCAAUCACUUCCAUGCUUUGAUAACAAAUUAAAUUUUACAUGUGGGUACAAGAUAUUUCCUAAUAAAUUUUCACUUUCUGUACAAUAUCUUUAAAGCUGUUCUGGUGUUUUGUACUGUCACUGUCGCCACGAGCCCUCUUUCGCCUUCUGUCGCGUAGCCCUGGGCAGUAGAGAGCGAUGUCUUCAUUGUGCGAAUCUGCUGCUGGUGUGAUGUGUGUGCGCAGUUUAGCCUUCUGUCUAGUUGUGCCUGCACCCCUUUUAUGCAUGUGCAACUUUGUGUGUGUGUGUGUGUGUGUUAAUCUCUAUACAAGCUUCUUUCCAUGUGUACUAUCUGUGUGGGUCUGUGAAAGGGGAAAAACUAGUUGGCUACAUCCUGGUCAUUCCACAAAACUGGGGUAGUAGCAAUAAGGCAUAAGCUCAUUUGAAAUCAUAUAUAUAUAGAGUUUUCAACAAAGGAUUUAAGGUUUUAUGGUCAGGUGAAGUAAAACGGGAAUGGUUAUGCAUGGUGUUAUGGCUGGUGCAAAUCAAAUACUGCCUUGGCUCUUGUUCACUCAUUGUUCACACCUCAACCAUUGACCUCUGGCUCCCGUAUCUUCUGCCUCACAAUGGUAUCACAUGUAAACCGCUAUUAUUUCUGACUGGCUAUUACAAAUAGCAUUACUUUUCUAUUAAUGUGUUUGCCAUAGCAAAUGUGUUGAAUACCUUGCCAGGCCAGGUAUUGAAAUGUUAAUGUAUAUUUAAUAGUGUCAUGAUUUCAAGCUCUGAGGCAAUACAAUGAAAAGCAUUUCCAUCUGAA
Molecule: messenger RNA, 4855 nt
Organism: Anguilla anguilla (European eel)
Lineage: Eukaryota; Metazoa; Chordata; Actinopteri; Anguilliformes; Anguillidae
Gene: fam3a
Product: FAM3 metabolism regulating signaling molecule A
Exons: 10
Coding region: 269-889 (206 amino acids)
Source: RefSeq, a predicted model, not a curated record